CGGCGAUAAGAUAGCUGCCGACCACCACUCCACAACGCGCUGCACGACGACUCGCUCAAUGUAACCACAGCCAUGGCUACUCUCGCCGCACACGAUCAGGAAAAUGUGGUGCGCGCCCUGCACACGGGCCCCGCUGGCAAGCCACUCAACGCCGGCCUGAAGAGCUUCGCCGCCAAAACACCCGCAAACAAAGCCCCCAAGACGCCGUUCAAGGUCCCGCUCAACGACGAAAAUGCGGUCGCGAAAGGCGGAAAGUCUGUGCUGCAGACAAAGGGCAAGGGCACUGAGAACCUGCUCAUGACGAGCAAGAAGAGCGGCAAGCUGGACGAGAAUGCAUUCAUCACGCCUGCUGCUCAACGCACGCGCGCCCCGCUGGGCAUGAAGACGACCAACGCCAAGGGUAAAGCUUUCCAGACGCCCGCGCCUCUGUCGUCUGCAAAGACGCAGAAGGUAAGCCCGCGCAUGCGCCGCCCCAAAGUGAAGAUCCACCAGCCCGAGCCAGAGUCUGCGUCCGAAGAUGACGUGCCCGACAUCGAGUACAUGCCGCCGAAAGAGGUUCCGCUUGCAGACGACAUGGACGACUAUCUCCCGCGCGACGCCAAGUUCCCCAUGUUCGAGGGCGCAAACAUGACGCGUGGUGUCUGGGAGACCUACCACAACCCCAUCGAAGACGACGGACGCACGCGCAUGCAGCGCGAGUUCGACGAGGGCCUCGAGAGGGACCGCAAGAAGCGGGACGAACAGUUUGACAAGCUCUUCGAAGAGCAGCAGGCCAAGGACGACGCCGAGAUGAGGCGCUACUUUGGGAUUGACGAGUCUAAGAAAGAAGCGCCUAAGACGAACCUCAAACCUGCAGCCCCCAAACGGACAAACUCCAGCCUUUCGACGAUGAGAGCCAGGUCCGCAGCCGCAGCCCUUUCAUCCACAUCAAAGCCCAGCUACGCCGCUCCCACCACUGCCACCAAAUCGCGACUGCCCAACAGCCUCGUCUCGAGCAAGAAGCCCGCAAAGCCCCUUGCAGAGCGAUCUGCAUCCCGUCAAGCAGCCGCCGCCGCAGCGUCCAAGAGCACAAUCGGCUACGCGCAGGGUCGCGCCUCACGUUCCGGCCCAGCAGUUCGUAAACCACUCUCCAACGUUACCAAGCCGCCUCCCUUCUCUGCCGCAACCCGUCGCCCCGCCACUGCCUCGUCCAUCCACCACCGCAGCGCAAGUGCAGCUCCCACCGUUGGAAGAGUCCAGGCCCCUUCCUCCCGCUCCAUCUCGACGUCUUCGGAUGCCACGCUUGUUGCGCCUCCCGUGACGGAUGAGCGGAACUACCGUACGGCAGAGGAUCUGGAGCGAGAGAUGAACCUAUUGCUUCUGCAGGACGACGAGGACGCGGAUGCCGACGCGUGGAUGAACAACUUCAACAGCCAGCUGCAUGGCGACCCGAUUGACGAGGAUCAGGAGGACUUUCAGUUCCAGCUUCCCGAGGGAUUUUAGGGUCCAGCCUACUGGGAUUGUUCAGGGUUCAUUCAGUUCGACGGUCAUUUGUAUGAUAAAAUUAUCUGAUAAUCAGGCAUGGAGAAGGCAGUGUAGGCGAUGAGGCUUGUUCACGCCCUCCCGCCAUCUUGGUUUUGUUUGGCGUUGUGUUUAUUGUUUUGGAUACCUCAUUACGCGCUCGAGUCGCGAUUGGACGGAAACUCUGGAUUGUGUAUGGCUCAGACGCGUCAAGGAAAGUGUCGUGUUUUGCCCUGUAAUACCUUGCACCGUAGUCAAUGUUCAGCAU
Molecule: messenger RNA, 1768 nt
Organism: Dothidotthia symphoricarpi CBS 119687
Lineage: Eukaryota; Fungi; Ascomycota; Dothideomycetes; Pleosporales; Dothidotthiaceae
Exons: 2
Coding region: 73-1482 (469 amino acids)
Source: RefSeq, a predicted model, not a curated record